AUGUGUAAAGGAUUGCAUGCCCUGCUUUCCCAGAAGAGCACAUUGUAAGUCCCAAAAGCAAAAUCGUAGGUCACGCGUUUUCAGCCUUACCCCAAGAAUCCCAAUUGCAAAAGAAUCCCAAGAAAUACCUCCAUACCCUCCCCGCAUGAUCCUCCUCCUCGGAAACCGGGUAGUGGAGCGGGCCAAACUCGGUCCCUCUCAGAAAACAUCCAGGAAGAUUAAAACGCAAAACCUCAACCCCAAAGCGCAAAAGAUAGAACUGAACACCGCGCUCGGACAGAGCCAAGAAGAUCCGAGUGAGACAAUUUUCCGCUCGGGAUACUCGAUUCCAUGGCGUGCGGACGAAGUGUUGAAAGAAGAAAUAAAGGACGACAUACCUGUGGAUACCGCAGAUCGCAAGAAACCCAACACGAGAAAUUGA
Hymenoscyphus albidus is the source of this 421-nucleotide messenger RNA. The record is from the annotation of a GenBank genome assembly. NCBI's taxonomy places the organism in Eukaryota, Fungi, Ascomycota, Leotiomycetes, Helotiales, Helotiaceae.